UCUCUUUUCUUCUUUCCCUGUAUGAUAUUGGUCAAAUUAUUUCCGGUUUAUAUGGCCAGAUUGGCGUCCUUGCUUUCCGAGUUUGAUACAGGUCUAACUUAUUGGGACCCACUGGGCCUUUGCUUCCGAUCAAAGCUUUGGAUUCUCCCACCACCCUCUCUUCCUUACAAGCACCAAAGCAACGGCAAUUUCUCCCGCUUCCCAACACAAAGAACCCGUCCUAUUAUUUACACACCCAACGCUCUUUUCUUUUUAUUUCCUUUCUCCAUCAUCUCGUUAACUUCACCUCCGCCACCUCUCCCAAUUGACAACAAAAACCCUCAAGUAGGUCAAAAGCCGUUUCCUUGCUCUCUCUCUCCCCCUUUCUUUUGUCCCUCAACGCCAAUGACGUGACCCACCCCUUAAUUAUACUCCCUUCAUUCGUUCCGUUUCUUUUAAAACCCCACACGCCUCAUCCCUUCAUUCCACAUUCCCCCCCACCCCACUCACUACCCUCGACCCCACAAAAAUGUCUUCCUCCCCCAAACUCCUCUCCCUCCUCUUCUCUCCCUCUUCUCCUCGUCCCUCUCCCGUGACAUCCGCCGCGGAGCACGGAUCCGCCACCCUCGACGUCUCCUCCUCCUUGUCUAAGACCACCCGCCUCUUCGCCGGACUACUUCCCACCCCCUCCUCGACACCGAAGAAGAGGCGAGUCGGCGAGGACGCCGGCGGUGACCGCACCGCUCUCUCUCUCCGGCUGCAUUCCCGGGACUUCCUCCCUCCGCCAACGUCUCCGGCCACGGCGACUACAAAACCCUACCCUGGCCGCCUCCGCCGCGACGGAGCCCGCGCCGCGGCCAUCUCCGCCCGCGCCCUCGCCCUCUCCGGCGUCAGGAAGUCCGAUCUGAUCCGCUGGGAUCCGCCGACGAGUUCUGGCCGUCGGUUCCGACGGCGGCGCCCUCGCAGCCCCGUCGUCUCCGGGUCGAGCCAGGGCAGCGGCGAGUACUUCGGCCGCGUCAGCGUCGGCUCCCCGCCGCGGGCGAUGUACCUCGUUCUCGACACCGGGAGCGACGUCACCUGGAUACAGUGCGCGCCCUGCAGCGACUGCUACCAGCAGGCCGACCCGAUCUACGAUCCGUCACAGUCCUCCACCCUACCCCGAUCACGUGCGGCUGGCCCCUCUUGCGGCUCCCUCGACGUCUCCGCUUGCCGGAACGGCACGUGCCUCUACCAGGUCUCGUACGGCGACGGGUCCUACACGGUGGGCGAUUUUCGGAUCCGAGGCCGUUACUUCGACGGAUCCGACUCCGUCUCCAACGUCGCGUUCGGAUGCGGCCACGACAACGAGGGGCUCUUCGUCGGCCGCGCGGGGCUCCUCGGCCUCGGCGGCGGGAGCCUGUCGUUCCCGAACCAGAUCCAGGCCAAGUCCUUCUCCUACUGCCUCGUCGCGGACUCACCGAGCUCUUCGACGCUCGAUUUCGGGUCGGAUCUCCUGGACCCGGGCCUCGUCUCCGCCCCGCUUCUGAAACCGCAAGCUCGACACUUCUACUACGUGAGCAUGAGCGGGAUCAGCGUCGCGGCCGAGAUGCUCUCCGUACCCCGUCGGCGUUCGAGAUGGACCGCCGCCGAGCGCGGCAUCAUCGUCGACUCCGCACACGCCGUCACCAGGCUCCAAACCGACGUCACAAACUCCCUACGAGACGCGUUCGUGAAGGGGACGUGGAGCCUGACGAGCGGAGGGGUUGCGCUCUUCGAUACCUGCUACGAUCUCUCGAAGAGGACGAGCGUCCGAGGUCCGACGGUUUCGUCAUUUCGGGAGGGCAAGGAGCUGAAGGCUCCGGCGAAGAAUUACCUGAUUCCGGGACAUCGGCGGGGCGAAUUCUGCUUCGCGUUCGAGCCGACGAGCUCGCCGCUGUCGAUCAGCAACGUGCAGCAGCAGGGCACGAGGGUGGCUUUGAUCUGCAGAACUCUCGGUGUGGGGUUUACCGCCAUAAGUGCUAGGGAAGUGGGGUGGUUGAGAGAGUGUCGGCGGGUAGGUGGGUGGAACUGA
Molecule: messenger RNA, 2029 nt
Organism: Asparagus officinalis (garden asparagus)
Lineage: Eukaryota; Viridiplantae; Streptophyta; Magnoliopsida; Asparagales; Asparagaceae
Product: protein ASPARTIC PROTEASE IN GUARD CELL 1-like
Biological process (GO): proteolysis
Molecular function (GO): aspartic-type endopeptidase activity
Source: RefSeq, a predicted model, not a curated record